Molecule: messenger RNA, 3741 nt
Organism: Lepidothrix coronata (blue-crowned manakin)
Lineage: Eukaryota; Metazoa; Chordata; Aves; Passeriformes; Pipridae
Gene: GUCA1C
Product: guanylate cyclase activator 1C
Exons: 9
Coding region: 748-1170 (140 amino acids)
Molecular function (GO): calcium ion binding; calcium sensitive guanylate cyclase activator activity
Source: RefSeq, a predicted model, not a curated record
ACUCUCAAGUGAACCAAAAUACAUUUUCAUUAUUCCCGCACCGUCUGGAAGCCAUGAAAUCCUGUCUCUGGGAGGCAGCCAUCUUUUCAUCUGUACCUAUCCAGGCCUGCUAUCCCAUCUCCCUGCACUUCCCCUCUUGCUUUUGUCAAAAAGAUUCAGUAGCCAGCCUGCUCCUAAGGAAUAUGUUGGGUUUCUUGAACAAGUAUUUUCUGUUCGUUGCAGAAUGCAUUAUUUGCUACUCUUCCCGCACCUCUAGGUCUGCAGCCGAACUGUAUGCUGUCACUUGAAAUGGAGUUAUUGUGAGACGCCUUGUAACACGAGUGGGGGGUGAUAACAGCAAGGCUUUUUCCCUCUGCAGAUGUAUGUGACUUUACUGAGUUAAUGAAAACAUGAAAGAGGAGGACCAGCAGUAGACACAGCUGUAUUUUGGAGUUUGGGCAGGCGGGAAUGGCUUUCAUUUUAAAAAGUAUUUGAGGACCUCUGCUUCUUUUGAACAGUUAAACAAGUACAGCACAAGUCAUUCUGAAGAAGACAGAUGUUCCAAAUCAAAAUUUAAUAAGAAGUGUCUUCAAGGAAAACCUCUGUAACAAGCAUUGAAGGUUUCAGAAAGAAGAGGGAAUCAUGCAGCUCAAAUCUUCACCUAUGAGGAAUAUAUUGUUGAUUUCUCCCUUCUCAUCUUAGGAGCUUCUGGAGUGUACUGAAGAAGUCUGUACCAUUAUAUGGGAAGCUGGUGCAGUGACAGCAUUCAUGGGAUUUGGGAUCUUCCCUGUGCAUGUGGAAGAGCUGAAAAUGUCAUUUAAGGAUGGAUUUAUAGACUUCUUGGAGUUCAUAGCUGCAAUAAAUUUGGUUAUACGAGGGAAAAUUGACCAAAAAUUGAAAUGGUAUUUCAAGCUAUACGAUGCUGAUGGAAACGGAUGUAUUGACAAAAAAGAACUACUAAGCAUAUUCUCGGCUAUCCAGGCUAUAAAUGGCUACACCAACAUGAGUGCUGAAGAGUUCACAAACAUGGUAUUUCAGAAGAUAGAUGUGAACAAUGAUGGGGAACUGACUUUGGAAGAGUUUAUCAACGGUGUGGAAAGUGAUGAGGACCUAAUGGAAUUGAUUUCGAAAAGUUUUGACCUUUCCAACGUACUCAAAGUCAUACAGAACGGCAGGAGGAACAGCGUCUGAAGGAUCCAGUGACAGAUGUGGCCUUUGUGUCAUCAUUUCAAGGAAGAUAAUAUUUGAUAUAUUCAGAGAGCUUGAUGUUGUUAAAUCCUGCUCGGGCAAUAGCGAGCAGCCUGCUCCAGGAGUAACAAUUUUCACUCUUCAUAUAUCUCCUUUUUUUUUCUUUAUUCUUUUCCUUGCUCAUGACUGUGGCAGCCACACGGAAAAAAACCAGCUUUGGCUGCCUAUAAUAGAAAAGGUAUUUGAUGCAGUAAAAGUAACUUACUUGGUCUCUAUGAGCAUGUUGUCAUUAAACCUCAGACAACAACUAAGCACCACCCAGCUGCUGGCUCACUGCACUCCAGUGGGACAGGGAAGAGUGAAAGUGCAAAAACUUGUGGGCUGAGAUAAAGACAAUUUAAAAGGUGAAGAAAAAGCUGUGCACUCAAGCAAAGCAGAACAAGGACUUAAUUCACCUCUCCCCAUGGGCAGGCAAGUGUUUAGCCAGCUCCAGGAAAGCAUGGAUCCAUCAAGCAUACUGGUGACUUGGGAAGACAAAUGCUAUCACUCUGAACAUUCCCUCCCUUGCUUCUUCUUCCCCAGCUGUAUAUGCUGAGCAUGACACCAUAUGGUGUGAGAUAUCCUUGUGGUCAGCUGGGGUCAGCUGUCCCAGCUGUGUCCCCUCCCAGCUUCUUGAGCACCCCGAGCCUUCUCACUGGUGGGGUGAGAGGCAGAAAAAGACUUGAUGCUAUGCAAGCACUUCUCAGCAGUAAUGAAAACAUCUUUGUGUUAUCAAUGUUGUUUUGGUCACAAAUCCAAAACACAGCCUCAUACCAGCUACUAUGAAGAAAAUUACCUCUAUCCAAGCUGAAACCAGCACAUUCUCUUCUGUUCAGAUAAAUCAAUAAAAUAAUGAAAAUAAUACAAAAUGCAACCUUUCUAGAUGACACAGAGUUAAUAAAUUUCUUCUUUUAAUUCUGGGGUUUUUAACCCUACUACCUAAAGGGUGGACACAAACUUCUAGGUAGGACUGGGUUCUAUCUAGAUCAAUUAAGAGCAAACCCUACUUUGUAUUAAUUUAACAUUUGCUCUAAUCAGUACUCAAAAUUGGAUUACAGUCUCUGGGAAACGCCUCAGUCAGCUUAAUAUUCCCAAGAUGUGUAUCAUCCUUAACACGCCUUCUACAACUCUUGAUUUUAUUACAUCCGUAAAUUAAAAUAAUGUGAUAUUUUGAUGUUUCUUUCAGGGUUCAGUUACUGUUCUUUCAAGUUAACCUUUUAUAAAAGUGCUGGAAUUAAAUUUUUUAUCUUUCUAGAGCAAAAUUAGAAGUUCAAAGAAUAGCUAAAACCCAAAUCAUUUUGCAAGCACUCCAAGAGAUUUGUGUCCUUUGACUUGUAUGUCCUCCUUUGCAAAACAAUUUGUUUUCACUGGCCUCACCCCUGAUUAUGACACUGCUGGCUUCUCCAAAACAGACAGCCUUUCCCUGACAGGGAGUACUAAUUUAAGUAUCUUUGUCCUGCCCAGAUACCUGGGUGAAAGCUUUUAGCAAUUGAGUUUCUUUGAGAUUUUACCUCCUUUCAAACUGGGUUGCAAUUGCCUCUGAAGGUGGUAGCUGUCAGGAGUGAAGGGAAGGCAUUUGCAGAUGGCAUGAUCACAUAUUCCUCAUUUUUUAGGAAACCAGGCUCAAAACAACACAACUUUACUUUAUAAAUAAUAAGAGUAAUUCUAUGAGCUGAGAUGGAAUGGCAUGAAAGAUCUGCAAAGGGAAAAUUAUAGUUCUUUCUGGUUCUAUUGGGAUUGAUUCUCAAGUCUGUAACAAGUUUUAUCAAAUUACUAUAUUAUAAGACUAAGUUCUCCUUGGCUGACAGUGCCCUGUAGGCAUCACACUAAUAUUAGUUAUUGUUAGAAGCAUCAGUUUUAUACAAAGUAAUUUGUGCAAGGAUUGGUGCAGAUUGAACAAAACAAUUUUUAAGACUUCAAUACGAAAAUGUUUUUCUUCCAAAUUCCCUUCAAAUCCAUGUCCACUGCAAAUGAAAUGUACUCCAUCAUCUACCAUUAUUAUCCCAGGUUCUAGGUAUAGUAAGAGCAUGCAAUAUGCAACACUUGACAUUAUAAACAGUCCUGACAUUACAGUUCUGACAUUUGAAUCUUUUACAUCCUUAAAAAAAAAAAAAAAGACAGAGAGAGAGAAUGAUGUAUGAGAUUGCUGGUGGUUUGAAUAUUAAGUUCUUGUAUUUAUUCAUCAUUGACACAUUAAUAUGUCACUGUCAGUAUCAGUUUUCUCACACCCAGACUUCAGAAAGCCACUUCUCUUAAUCUAAUGCUUUUCUAUUUGAAGCCGAUGAGGGUGGUGUCCUUCAGAAUUGCCUUUACAAUAUGUAAAAUAAAAUGGUUCAAUCUAAGCAGCUUGGGCAGCUGUGUUUUGGACUUCUGGUUUUAAACUAGUGAUGGACUUGGAAAAAUGACUACUAUCUACGUAUACUGACUUUUUUUUAUAAGGGAUUUUAAAAAGAGCAUUUUAAAUUUGCUUAAUUUUUCUGUGUAACUGUAAUUAUAUGAAGUGAAUUACCAAUUCAAGGAGAGUGUUGUGUUGCA